Messenger RNA from Dreissena polymorpha, 5740 nucleotides. RefSeq names its product PCNA-interacting partner-like. Lineage: Eukaryota; Metazoa; Mollusca; Bivalvia; Myida; Dreissenidae. Gene Ontology annotation, cellular component: chromatin. Gene Ontology annotation, biological process: negative regulation of double-strand break repair via homologous recombination. Bases 179 to 2212 code for a protein of 677 amino acids. The record is from RefSeq and is a predicted model, not a curated record. The transcript is spliced from 13 exons.
GAUAUUUUGUGAAAGCAAUUUUCGUCCCUCUCUUCCGGGAUGCCACUUAUAAGGAGGUUAUUUCGGCGGCAUCUAGAUUGGAGGUCUACUGACUUAUAUUCAAGAAGCUUAAUUCGCCGAUCAUGAAUUUCAAGACUGAAUCAAGUGUCAGGAGUCAUUUAGCACUUGCAGAGCAGUCAUGACUGAAUUAGGUUCCCGGUGGGACACAGAAAAUCCUUGUCAGGAUAGCCCCGUGUACUGUGUUCCAAGCUGUGACAUUGAAAUGGUGAAGAACAGCCUUGGAAAACUUCUACAACACAUUGCCAACGAUUUGGCUCUUAAAGAUGCUUCAAGCUUUAUAGUGUUGAGCAGCAGACAUCGACUCGUCAGCCUGGUAGCUGUGUCAGGGUUUUCACAGUACUGUGUGACACUGUGUAGACAGUUCGGCUUGCUGAAGAAUGAAAGAGUCACGCUGCUGUCACCCAUGGAUCAGAUGAUUGCAAUUCAGCUGUGUCUUGCAGAGAAGAAUAAACAGGAAACUGGUGACUUUGAUGUUGAAGUCAGUGUUGUCAUACAGGCCUCAAAGGACAUUGUCAACUCAAAACUGAUGAGUAAUUAUGACAUCACUUCCUGUACUCAGGAGUCUGGGAUAUGUGACCUGUACAAGAAAUUCCUCGAAGACAGCAAUGCAGUUGAUACCUGCGAUGUUUUUAAUAUCUUAAAGGCGGCCAUUGCUGAGAAGCCAUCACUAAUGUCUCAGAUGCUCAAACAGCCUCUGGUUGUUCUAGACUGCCCUACAUCGGACGUUGAUAGAGCUAUGUUGCAAUACUUCUGCCAAGACAGGCCCGUCAAGAUUGUUUCUGCAGAGGUCGCCCUGGAGUCUGAGGAAAUCCUGUCUGUUACCAUAGAAACUGGUUGCCUGGAUACCGUAUUGACAGGAAAUGAUGUCAAGAGCACUGUGAAAAAACCGCCAUCAGUUACAGAUGCCUAUGUGCGCACCAUCUACCUGUCCUACCUGGAGCUUCUGGUGAAUUCCCGCUCAGAGCUGGCCAUGUCCCGAGUGUUCAAUGUUCCAGAAAGGGAGCUCACUCAUGCAGCAUUUACUGACCUCAAGCACCUUGCUAGAGAGAAAAACAUGACCAUGUAUCAGACUGCCACCUCGUACAUUAUGAAAAUCAGGCUGGGAGGCAAGGGUUACGCCCCUGACCUCCAGAACUCCCUGGGGGCCGCUGUGAAGGGGGUGGGUGACUUUGUGAGCCUUAUGCAACGCAUGGAGACAGUGCUGGAAGAGGACCUAGAUAUCAGGUCGGCGUGUCGUAGGGUGGUGAGCAUCCUCCGGCGUGAGAUGGUGAAGUGUAGGGACAGCAAGAUCAGGCAGUCCAGUGUGGACAGUGUGUCAGAACAGCUCCACGAGCAGAUAGCAAGCAUCAUUGACACUCUGGACAACCAGAUUGUGGACACACCUGGAAAGACGGCCUCUAAUGGAGGAUCCCUGACCAGCAGACGGGCAAGAAAGGCACUGCGGAGGCUGCUGGAUAAACUGGCGACAGUGAACGAAGACAUGUGCACACUGGACCAUCUCACAGACAUUUACUCCAGUCAGCGCACUCCCCUGAGAUUCCCCUCCGUGAUGUCCCAGUUCAGGUCACCAAUGGAAGACUUGUCAGAAACCAGUCCCUCAAGCCGGUUUAACCAGUCCUUGUCCCAGCGGGUACUGAACAGGUCAAUAAAGAAACAGACACCGGUCUACGCCAAGCGAUACAAGUCUAAUUGUGACUGGGCUGAGCCACUGCACAGUGUGGAUUUGGUGAAGAAUGAUGAUGUGUUCUCUCCCUCCGCAGUCUUUGUGCUGCCAAGUAAAACAAUUAUGCAUGCUGGCACCAAGUUCAGUUCUGGGGAAGCAGCAAAGGCCUUAGAAGAAAUGCUGCAAAAGGAGGAGAGUGCUGAUAAGCCCUCCUCUGUCAAACGUCUGUCUGACGUGACCAACUCUGACAUGCCUUUCACGGACACAGAUUCUGAUCAUGCUAAACCAGUCAAACAGAAGAAAGCAGGUUCAAAGAAUCAGUCUGAAGCAGUACAAGAAAACCAGACAAAGAAGAGGGCGCUUGCCUGUGAUAACCAGUCAGGUCAGCCUGAGAAGAAAAAAAAGGGUGACCAGUCUAAGUCUUGUAGACGUAAACUACUUCCCCAGGUCAAGGGCCAGCAGCAAUUGACCAAUUUUUUUAGGGUUUAGCAAAUUUAGUUGAUCUAGAUACAAUAUGUAGUUCCAUGAAGUUGAGUGUCAUACAAUCGUAUCAGGUGUAGUAGUGUUAUCCAGGUGCAGCUCUCUUAACUCUUGAGUAUAAUAAACGGAUGUUAGGUAAAGUCGUUUUCUAAUGAUGCAACGCGUAUUUUGUUGCCAUACAUGCAGUGUUUGUAUUUUAGACCAUGUCCCAAUGUUUUUUUCAUAAUAAGUGAAUAUCAUAGAACCAUUUGCAUAGAAACAGAUAAGAGCAGAAAUUUAGGAAGAGGAAUUUGCCAAAUUUUCAAGCAGGCCUCAGCUUACAUUUGCAAAUUACAAUUUCAAAAUUAAUUGUCAUAAUUAAAUUUUCAAACAACGCUUGUGGCUAUGAAAGAUAUUUCUUUUAUGAAUAAAUCAAUUUAAAUUUAUAUUACAAAACAUUUGUUGAAAUGGGAAAUUAGGGAAUAUUACUUUUAAAUGCCAUUAAAUUACACUGUUAUGUUCCAACUUCCACAACCAAAAUGGCCCAGUGUUAAAGUGUUUUAUUUGCUUCUGAAGGUCCCUUAUUUGAACUGGCAAUGGAGUUUUUUUAAUUCCAAUAUUAUGACUCUUUAAUUAAAUACAUUUAUAAAAUUAAAAAUUAACCAAAUACUUUGUAUGUAAACAAGUCCCUUUGUACAUGUAUGUAUGGAUAAAUGUGUAGCUUGGAAGAAGCUGAUUAAUAAUUAAAUAGGUGAAUAUUUGCAGUAGUUAUAUAUUCACGUAUAUUAGCUCAAGGGCGGGGGAAUCAAAAUUAGACCUCCAUGAAAAUAAGUGAUUUCACAGUUCAGUUUUUUUAUUAAAGAUUAACGUUACAAUCAAUGUGAUUCUUUUGUUCUUUAAAUUACACUUUAAAAUAUAUUGAAUGAUACUAAAGAAAACGCAAUGUACAGAUACUAUGAAUGAGGCCUUAUUUAGAAUGGGUGAGGACGAGGUAACUGUUUUGAAAAUAAAGAUAAAUAUUUUCCAUUCUUUACUUGAGAAUGGAAUUUUCCUCUAGUCUUUUGGUUUUUGUAUAGGGUACAAAUGAUUUGUUUUUAGUUUUGUUUUUAGAGUGUAAUAAAAGUGGAUUGUUCUGUCCUCAAGAGCUCUUGUUGUUCACGAAUAUGUAAAAUAACAAAAUAAAUCACAAUAGAUCAUUCGCUUUUUGCCCAUAUCUUUUCCAAAUACUUGUCUUAGUUUUGUUACAAGGCCAAGUGGAGGUUUAUUUUUUGCUCAUGUGACAGCGCAUGUUUCAAUUUAUGUCAGUAUGCCUGUUGUAAGAUAAAUAGAUGAUUACAUAUCUCUUUGAUAGCAUGCAUUAUAAAGCUUCAAAACAGACAUCACAAUAUAUGGAUCCUCUUUAGCUUUUAUCUAAGUUUACGUAACCAAUACUUGCUUGCUUGUUUGCAUAAUAGAUUUAUGUAUAAAUAAAUAUUUUUGGUUUGUUUAAUCGAUUGCAUUUUGGACCAUCUUUUAAGCAUCUAUUAAGCAUUUUUAGGUAUUUUAUAUUUUUUAUGUCUCCCAGUAUAUACUGGGAGACAUAUUGUUUUUGCCCUGUCUGUUGGUUUGUUGGUUUGCAUCAAACUUUAACAUUUGCCAUAACUUUUGCAAUACUGAAGAUUGCAACUGGAUAUUUGGCAUGCAUGUGAAUCUCAUGGAGCAGCACAUUUUGAGUGGUGAAAGGUCAAAGUCAUCCUUCAAGGUCAAAGAUCAAAUAUAUGGGGAGGGGACAUAGUGUUUCACAAACACAUCUUGUUUUAUUUUAAAACAGGUACACCAUUAUUGAUGACACACUUACUAUUUUCUGUGUGAUAAUAAAACACAACAUUGUAUUAUUAUGAACUAUUAGACAUAUGCAGACUUAUUAUUUUUUGUAAUAUUUAAUGACUGGCUGAAUUGAAAUGAAAAAUAAUGUGAAAAACACCAUUUAUCAUACUCAAUCUUGAAACUUGUUAUAUAAUAUUAAUAAUAUAAUGAUUGCUGUCUUAAUUUAAAAAGUUGAACUGAAAACAUGACAGGAACCUCUAUGGCAAUAUAUAUUGCAAUAAAUAUGUAAAUUGUGAGCUAAUAUUGCGCUAAUUAUUCGCGCCUUUUGAUUAUAUCGUUUAUUGCUAUAAAGAAGCUCUUUUAUUAUGCUUUAAAACUGCCACUGUUUAAAAUGUAUUUGCAUUAAGCAAUAUUUCUUUUCUUUAAUUAAAACUUUGUCUAUCAUACCUUUUUUUGUAUAAUUCCCUUCUUAUUAACAUCUAAUUGUGCUGGUUCUUUAGAUAAUGAUGCAUACAAAUUGUACAUACAUCAUAAGUACUAUGAUGCUUUGAUAUGUAAAGAAUAACAAGUUACUGCCCUAUUGUUUGCAUAAUUCUGUGUGAAUCAUUAACAUUUUUUUUAAAUUUGUGCCAAGCCUGACAUAUUGCAAAAUAAUAUAUAAUAUAGCAGUAACCUGUUGUUUUUUGUGUUUAUCGUACCUCUGCUGCCCCAUUCUUAAAAAAAUUAUAAAAUAUAAUGGCUGCAACUCUGCAUUUAAGCGAUAAAUACACUGUUUAAUGACAUUUGAUGUGUUAAUUUUUAUGUCUUGAGCACUUGCUUAUAAUAGUUUUAAAUUACAUAUUUUGCUGUUUUUGUCGCUUUUUAUGUCUCAAAUGUAACACAUCUUGGUAUUGAUUGUUUUUACUAUUUUGACUGUGUUUGGUAUAAACUUUUACUGUUAUAAAUAUCUACUGACCUGAAAGAAAAAUUAUAUCCGGGAUCUUGUAUCAGGUCGAUAUAAGCGUAAUGGUAUGAUGAAUAUGAUUCUUUAUUAGUCCCCUACUGGUUUCACUGGAGGGGACUUAUGGUUUGCACUCCGUCUGUCAGUCUGUCAGUCAGUCAGUCAGUCAGUCUGUCUGUCUGUCUGUCUGUCACACUUUUCUGGAUCUUGCGAUAACUUUAAAAGUUCUUAAUGUUAUUCAUGAAACUUGGAAUAUGGAUAGAUGUCAAUAUGGACAUUAUGCACGUCAUUUCAUUUCGUUCUUACGUCAAAAAUUCUGGUUGCUAUGGCAACAAAUAGACUAGAAAUACUGCUGAAAUGGUGGUUUUCUGGAUCCUGCGAUAACUUUUAAAGUUCUUAAUAUUUUUUCAUAUAACUUGAAACAUAUAUAGAUGGUAAUAUGGACAUUAUGCACGUCAUUUCAUUUUGUUCCUACAUCAAAAAUUCUGGUUGCUAUGGCAACAAAUAUAUAAAAAAAUAAUCUAAAAAUGGUGGAAUUUCUGACAAUGGUGGAGCCGGUAGGGGACUUAUAUUGCUUGACAAUAAUCUUGUUUAAUUUAUUGUUUUAUUAUUUCAAUACAUUCAAGAAAGGUGUUGGUUGAGUUGGUGGUUUUGUAUUUAAAUAAGACAGUUUAAACAUAAUAAUACAUAUUCUUUGUUAGAUGGUUAAGAAUUAUUAGUAAAUUGUAUAUCAAACUGUAAUAAUUAAUUAUUUUAUUUUAUUUAUUAUGCCCUUUUACAAUAGAAUGAAAUAAACAUGUGUUGUGUUUUAA